Molecule: messenger RNA, 1992 nt
Organism: Salvia miltiorrhiza (redroot sage)
Lineage: Eukaryota; Viridiplantae; Streptophyta; Magnoliopsida; Lamiales; Lamiaceae
Product: putative E3 ubiquitin-protein ligase XBAT31
Exons: 8
Coding region: 310-1650 (446 amino acids)
Molecular function (GO): protein binding
Source: RefSeq, a predicted model, not a curated record
AUCUUCCAAAAAAGAACUGUACACUAUUUCAGUAGUAUAUAUUAGUAUUAUGAUUAAAUAAUGCAUCUGCCCGCAAAAUAUCUGAGUGCUGCCCGUUCUCACACGCCCCUCUCUCUCCGACACGGUCAGCUUUUCUCUCUCUCUCCUGAGUUCUGCCUUCCCGGGCAGCUCCAUACAAAUAAAUAUGUGAGACGCGCUUUAUUUCCUCUCUUCAGCCACCACCACCAACUUUCCCGGUGGUGCAGGAGAUGCGCCGCCGCAGCCGCUGCUCCAACUUCUGCAUAUCUAUCUUGAGAGAGAGAGGGAGAAAUGGGUCAGGGGAUGAGCUGCAGUAGUAGUGAGGAGCAGGGGCUGUUCGGUGCAGUGCAGUUCGGGGAUUUGGAGAUGUUUGAAGCCAUUUUGAAAAGGGAUUCAUCUCUCAUUUAUCAUUCUACUGUUUAUGAUCGUAACUCUCCUCUGCAUAUCGCUGCCGCUAACGGCCAGAUCGAGAUUCUCUCAUUGCUUCUCGACCGAUCCGUGAAGCCGGAUGUGUUGAAUCGGCAUAAACAGACUCCAUUGAUGCUGGCUGCAAUGCAUGGAAAGAUCUCUUGUGUUAAGAAGCUAAUUGAGUCCGGUGCCAAUAUUUUGAUGUUUGAUACGCUUAAUGGAAGAACCUGCUUGCACUAUUCGGCUUACUAUGGCCAUUUCGAUUGCCUCGAAGCCAUUCUAUCCGCUGCUCGAACCUCCCACGUCUCAGCUUCAUGGGGGUACUCUCGUUUCGUGAACAUUAGAGAUAGCAAAGGGGCAACACCGUUGCACUUGGCAGCGCGUCAAAGACGCCCUCAAUGUGUUCAUAUAUUGUUGGAUAAUGGAGCCCUUGUCUGUGCUUCGACUGGUGGAUAUAGCUUUCCUGGUAGUACUCCUCUUCAUUUGGCUGCAAGAGGUGGUUCUCUUGAUUGCAUCAGAGAAUUGCUGGCUUGGGGCGCUGAUCGACUCCAAAGAGACGCCUCAGGGCGAAUACCAUAUGUGGUAGCUUCAAGGCAUCGCCAUGGUGCAUGUGCCGCCCUUCUGAACCCUUCGUCAGCAGAGCCUCUUGUUUGGCCGUCGCCUUUGAAAUUCAUCAGUGAACUCAAUCAGGAAGCAAAAGCUCUAUUAGAACAAGCCUUGAUGGAGGCCAACAGAGAAAGAGAAAAAACUAUCUUGAAGGGAACUGUUUACUAUCUCCCGUCUCCAUCAGCAUCCGACUCUGGAAUUGAUGACAAUAUAUCUGAGGCAAGCGAUACAGAUCUCUGCUGCAUAUGCUUCGAUCAAGUUUGCACGAUUGAGGUUCAAGAAUGUGGCCACCAAAUGUGUGCACAAUGCACGCUUGCCUUGUGCUGCCACAAUAAGCCCAAACCAACAACUUCUUGCCCUACUGUGCCGGUUUGCCCCUUCUGCAGGAGCAACAUAGUCAAGCUUGUCGUGAUUAAGCUCAGAGUCGAGAAUGAUAUUGAGCGUGACCUCAACUCCUCAAAGCCACGCAAGUCUUGGAGGUCGCGCAAUUUGAGUGAGGGAAGCAGCAGCUUCAAGAGCCUAUCAGCAGCUGGCUCGUUUGGCAAGAUGAGCCGUGGAUCAGGCAGGUUUGCUGCUGAGGACGAGCUUCUUGAUAAGCCAUUGAGCCUUGAGACGUAGAUACGGGGAUCAAGAACUUCGACUGGGCAAAACAAGCUUCGAAUCCGAGGGCCAGGGGUUCCAAAACUGCCAUGAAGGCAGGUAUACAUAGCUUUCUCUGCAUCUGCUUUGUAGAUUUCAAGAAAAUAAGCAAAUGCAAGUUUGCAACUUUGCAUGUUUUUGAGUUUGGGGUUUAUUUGUUGCUGCUUUGCUACUGUAGUCAUUGGCUUUACUUCCAAAUUCAGUUUUAGGAAGAUAUUCUUUUAAAAUCUUGAUGAUAAUAUUCAAGAAUUGUGAUUCAUUUUGCUGCUGCUAUCCUCUGUAAAAUUCCUUGUUAUUAUAGAAUGCAAGACUUUGUAAUGA